Loxodonta africana (African savanna elephant) is the source of this 6749-nucleotide messenger RNA. RefSeq names its product toll-like receptor 11. The record is from RefSeq and is a predicted model, not a curated record. Gene Ontology annotation, biological process: inflammatory response; immune response; toll-like receptor signaling pathway. The transcript has 2 exons. NCBI's taxonomy places the organism in Eukaryota, Metazoa, Chordata, Mammalia, Proboscidea, Elephantidae. Gene Ontology annotation, molecular function: protein binding; transmembrane signaling receptor activity. The coding region runs from base 409 to 3201 and encodes 930 amino acids. Gene Ontology annotation, cellular component: plasma membrane.
GCUUAAUAUUAAGACUCUGGGAGGACUGGGGGCGAGGUAGAAAUGUUGGAGCUGGCUGGGGUUGGUGUUAUGAGGGAGCAAAGUCUCCUGGAAAAUGGAGAAGAAGCUUAUUCUUUAGACCCCAGGAGGAUGUGAUAGAGAACUGAAAACUCCAAGUCAGAUUGGAAAAGAGGAAACAUGAAAUAGAAAAAGUUGAGUUGGAGGGGAAAACAAAAUGUGCAAAGGGCUUUCUUUCCUCUUUGCCCCGACAUUUCCCACUCCUGAUCUAAUGAUAGGGGUGUCACACCUAUGUGUGAGACAAGGCACAAGCCAUUGUGGAGGAAAGAAUCACAGAAGAAAAGGCGUUUGCACCUUUGCUGCAACAGAAAGUGAGAGAGAAUCCUUCUGACUCUGACUCUGGCUCUGUUGAUGUCCUUUCCUCUGUUCAAAGAAGCAGUAUCAAGGAUGGGAAGACCUUUGCUCUCCGUUACUCUCCUUUCUUUCUUGAUGAGCCUGGGCUCAGGUUGGGCAUGGAGUACUCCUGAUUGCACCAUAGCAGACAGCUCACUGUUAUCUAACAUCUCCUACUACAUCCCAUCCUGUCCCUUGGCACCAGGACUGCACCUUUUUGCAUCAUGUUCCAAUGUUAGUGACCUGGCUCAGACUCUGACAGCACUGCCCAGGAGAUUAGAGGCACUAUGCCUCCAGGGCACAGUUCCUGUCCUGCCAGCUGAUGCUUUUGGACACUUCCCUACACUACAGCUACUGAGGCUGCAGCUAGGCACUCUCAGAAUUACAUCUGGAGCAUUUCAGGGAUUGGACCAGCUACAGCACCUUUUCUUUGAGCAUCCCACUCCAUGUUGCCUGAGUCUACUCCUCCCUUCAGAUGCUCUCGAGCCCCUCAGAUUCCUCAACAGCCUUUCAUUCCAAGGCUAUUGCCUGAAUUCUAGCCAGAACAUCCAGUUGCCUCUCAGUCUUAGUCGUCUGACUCUGAGGCACAGCUGUCUGACAGAUCUGCAGGAAUUGCAAGGACUCUUCCCAAGCCUUGUGCCUGGUUCCUCUCCUACUGCCAUCUCUAGCCCAUGGCCCCCAUUUCUGGAGGUUCUGGAUCUCUCUGCCAACAUGCAGCUGAGUCGGGUUGGUGUCAAAACCUUGCGUGGCCUCCAACUCCAUUCUCUGAGACUGGAUGGCACUCCUCUGAGUGCAUUAGAGCUCCUUGCCUCAGGGCUGCUUCACCUGGAUUCCCUCUCCCUUGUGGAUACAGGUGCAGAAAAACUGCCUGGGAAUGUGACAGCCUACUUUGAGCUUUCUACACUCGAUCUUGGAAGGAACCAAAUCCAGCACAUAGGGGAUGAGGACCUCUCAGGCUACCACUCCUUAGAACACCUCAACCUUCAUGCCAAUGGUCUGCAUUCACUGCCCACUAGGUUCUUGAGUGCCUUGCCCCAGCUUCAAAGGCUUAACCUGUCAAUGAACAAGCUGGGCCCAACCUUAGCGCUCCCAGAGGGGCUGGUCAGCUCAAACCUGAGAGUGCUAGAUCUGUCCCACAAUGAGCUCAGUGCUCUUCCCUCUGGGGCCUUCUCCUCUCUUCCUCAACUCGAGGAGCUCUGGCUGGGUGGUAACAACAUCUCUAACUUAUCCAGUGAGGCCCUAGAGGGGUUGAGGUGGCUGAAGACCCUAGAUCUAAGUUGGAACCAAAUUAAGGUGCUGAAACUGGGCUGGCUCUCCUCUCUUCCUGCUCUCAUCUCACUGAACCUCCUGGGGACUUAUAUAGAGAAUUUCUCUGGCCGGCUGCUUCAGGGCCCCCAGAAGCUGAGCCAUCUAUGGCUGGGUUCUCCUGAGAUCCUGGAGCUCUACCCUCCCUGGCCUUUGACACUGCUCAGCUUAGAAGUAUGGGCACAAUCGUACAUCCAGUUCAGAAUCCCACGUGGAAAACCCUUCCAGUUCUUGGAGAGCCUUACCUUACAAGCAUCUUAUGUGUUGCUGCACCCAGGCAACAACACAGUCCAUUUCCCUUCCCUGCGUCACCUCACCCUGAGAGGCUGCAGCCCCGGUAUUUUCUCUACCCAUAAAUCCCAGAGAUUCUUCCCACAGCUGCAUUCCUUGGAGCACCUGCACUUCUGGUCUUAUCAUGGGGGUACAGAAGGCCUACAACUGUUUGGGCUGCCCAGGCUGCGAGUGCUGGAGCUAGGGAACCUGGACAGCCUCUCUGAAUCAAGGCCUGUGAAUCUGGAGGUGCUACUGGAGGAUCUGCCUCAAUUAGAAGUACUGGCAUUGAGCAAUCUAAACCUUGGGAACCUCUCAGUCUCCAGCUUCAGGGGCUUGGGCCUCCUCCAGCUGCUGCUGCUGAACUCUGAAUGGGCCCUGGGGCUGGACAGCAGCCUCCAGGAAUUCAUUCCCCAGAUGCCUCAAUAUGUGUAUUUCUCAGAUGUCACUUUCAUCUGCCAGUGUGAAAGCUCUUGGGUAGGGCCUUGGGCAGCACGGGCCCCAAAUACCUUUGUGUAUGGGCUAGAGAAAUCUAUCUGCAUGGCCAAUGCCUCCGACUAUUUCAAGACUCCAUUGCUCUCUUUCCUUUCUGGUCACUGCCCAGAUAAUCUUGAGCUUCAGAGCUUUCUAACCAGCUUCACUCUGGUGGUCUUGGUGAUCAUUUUUGCUUUGCUUGGCUGCCCUAACUGGUCCUGGCUCCACCAUCUCCAGGCUCUAUUUCAUGCCUGGUGGCGGAAGUUGGGUGGCCGGAACUACAGAAGCCAAUACCACUAUGAUGUCUUUAUAUCUUAUUGCAGGCAAGACCGAGCCUGGGUGUUGGCAGAGCUGAUUCCUGCCCUGGAAAAGCCUCUUCCAGCUGGCGAGGGCUUGAGGUUAUGCCUACCAGAGAGGGAUUUUGGGGUUGGACAGGAUAGGAUGGAAACAACGGCGGCCAGCAUAGAGAGCAGCAAAACCACCCUGUGCGUGCUCAGCCACCAGGCCCUGGGCAGUCCCUGGUGCAAUCUAGAGUUAAGGCUGGCCACCUACCGCUUGGUGGCCAAGCCUGGGACUACUAGCCUCCUGCUGCUCUUUCUGGAGCCUAUUGAUCGGCGGCAGCUGUGUAGCUACCACCGUCUUGCCCGGUGGCUUCAGAAGGAGGACUACUUGCAUUUGCCCCAAAGGAGUGCCGACUGGGAGGCUUUCUGGGAGCAGCUUCGGAGAAGGCUGAGGAAAGCUGUACAAGAGAAAGAGGAUUAGUGGACUAUAAAAGAGAGGUUCAGCCAUAUGGGAAUACCUCCCAACAGGUCCCUGGGUUACCGUCACAUCACUGGAAGCAGGCUCACAGAUGGGUCUCUAGGCAAUGCUUAGCUAAAGCCCAAUUUUCCACUAAAAAUAAUACAAAUAAAGAAAUCAAAUUCCAUUGGGUAAUAUAUUUAAAAGCACUUGGAAGCAAACAAGGUAUCAAUUCAAAAUAAAUAAAUAAAUAACUCUACUACCUGCUAGUCCCCUCACAAGAUAGGCACUGUCUAAGAAAGAGCACAGGGAUGUGUUUUCUAAAAUGACUUCCGCAUUUUUCAAAAUGAAUUUGUUCUGCCUCUGUUGAAAGCAAUGUAUUUACUUGGACUUGCUAAAUAUUCUACUUUAUUCUGGAAGAAAGGCCAAGAAUCAAUAAGCUAUGUGUUAGUGCCUGGAAAUUGGACCAAAACCAAGUUUCAAAUUCACAAAUUGUCCAACAAAUUCAGAGAGAUUUCCUAACUCGUGACAUUCUCGUGAUAACUGUAUUAUGUAGGUGGGAGCAAUAAUUUGAUCCCAUGUUACACAUUGGGAAUCUAAGCAUAUAAAGGUUAAGUGAUGUACCACACUCCCACAGCUACUAUAUCACCAAGUUCAAAUCUAGACCUCUGAGUGAUAAUCCAGUUCUCUACGCUUGUUACUCUACUGUCUUCCAGUCAUCCCUAACCAAUGACAAAUUACCAAGCUACAAACUUAAAACAGGAAGCCUGGCAAAUAUAUUUCAAAUACACAUACAUAUGAUCUAUUUUCAAGAACUGUUUCUAAAGAGGAGAACUUAUGGUACAGUGGUUAAGAACUCCUCUGCUAACCAAAAGGUCAGGAGUUUGAAUCCAUCAGCCACUCCUUGGAAACUCUACAGGGCAGUUCUACUCUGCCCUAUAGAGUCUCUAGGAGUCGGAAUCAACUUGAUGGCAACAGAUUUUUUUUAAAAGAAAAGUAACAAAUUCCAGUAGAUUUACAUAAAAUAUUUUAAGUGCCCCCAAAGAGACAAAUGAUUAGAUAAGAAAGAAUACACUCAUAAGAACGGAAUAUCAUGAAUCCACGAAUAAUCAUGCUUCGAGGAAUACUCAGUUCUACAGAAAGAGAUUCAUGACAUAAUAUUGAAAAAAAAUAUUUACAUACUCCAUGUACUAUGAUUCCAAUUUUGAAAAAAGAAUUUCAUAUGUAUCUAUCUAAUGUCUAAAAUAUGUACAGAGAGAAGACUAGAAAUGUAAACUAGAAAUGACGCUAGAAAUGGGAUUAUAGAUGAUUUCAAUUUCUUCCUAUACAUUUAUGUAUUAUUCAUUUUUUCUAAAAUACACAUUUACUUCAUAAUAAAAUAAAAUCAAUGCUUUAUCAUAAAAUAAUUUAACUAAUAAUUUGAUAAAAAAUAAUUUAGCUAGUUUAAAUAGUUCUCAGCUUUGUGGUGACACAGCAGCAACGGGAGCUUGUGAGAAAGUAUGGGUGCUAAAAUCUAAAGAAAAAAAAGGAAAAGAGUUGAAAAGCCACUAAACAAACUGUAUCCACUUCAGAGACUAUCUGUGCGGAACCAUCCCUAGCCCAACUCAAGAGUCACUCAGAUUCGACUUUAGAAAGUAGAAGCUUUCCACAUUUAUCUUUUCUGGAUAAAAGACCAAUUUCUUCAAUUAAUAGAGCUGGGCUCUUUGUAGUCCCAUGGCAUAACUCCAGAACUUUGCUGACCGAGCCACAGUUCAACAUUUCCUUUCCUUUGUCCCUUUGUCCUGAUGUCAACUAGUAGCCUUUGGAAAAUACUAUUCCUUUGUAUUCAUUUUAAUGAAAACCUCAAUUUCUCAUUAACCUCAAUAUUUUCCAUAACAUUCUUUUAUGUCACUGAGGUUACCCAGCUAGGUUUUCAUUUUCUCUUGACACUUCUUGGAUGUGUAUCAUGGAGGUUCAGAAUUGAAAGAAAUUUGUAUCUGAUGCUUGCAUCCCUUCUACCACUUCCCCAGCCUCUGUUUGAUCAGAUCCUUGACAGAAGGUAGCCUCCUUCCAAGGUUUACUCAUUCCAUCACUACAGAUUUCUCUGACAGAAAGUUAUUCUCUAUAUUGAGCUAACAUGUGUCUUCCUAUAACUUUUACCCACUGCUCUUAAUUUUAUACUUUGAGGUUUAAAUGGGACAAAUUCAAUUCCUCCAUUAAGUGAUCAUUUGUUCCAAUUGAGUCUCCUCUUCUCCAACUUAAAUAUCCCAUUCCUUCUACUAAUUUCCAUAUUUUAAGUCCCAUUUCAGUGUUCUCCCCCAAAUUCAUUGCCUUUUAUCCAUUUACUUAUUAGAUUAUGAAAACUAGAGCUUCCGUAGGGCUCUAUAUUUCACCCACAUAGAAUCAAACAGGAUCAUCUUUCUGUUUUAAAUCACUGCUUCCAUUUAUACCAUCUAAAAUCACAUUAUUGCUUAGGGCAAUCAUACUGCUGAUUUAAAUGUUUGAAUUACUUUUCUCUCACUGAACUGGGAUUGAAAGGACAAAUUCACAAAACAAAUACGAUGAUACCUUACGGUCAAGUAUUGACAUAACAAUAGGUGCUGAUCUAAAAAUUCCAACAUUACCACAGCACACUUAGGCUGGUAUAUUCGUAAAAUUGUGGAUAGAAGGAAAUAAAUGGGGUAAUCCUCUGAAGAAUUUUGUAAAUUGUUUGCAAAAACUAACCUCUGUCUUUAUAUGAUUUGGCUAUGUAAAACCCCUUGCUUUUACAUUUUCUUUCCUGAAUCAUAUCUUAUCUCUUUUGUGGGAAAACAUAACUGUAUUGCUAUAAAAAUAUGUAUGGACACUUGUGAUCCAAGGCUUAAGGCCAACUUAUUCUUCAGCUUAACCCAGGCAGCAUCAUCUUUCCCUUUUCCCAUAGAGGUUGAAACAAUUUAGAUCUCAGUUAAAGAACUGCUUUCGGAAAUCUAGCCAAAACUUUCUCACUGCUAUCCUUAGAGGAGGCCACUGGGAGACGCCAGGUAAUCCAGGAGGCUCGAAAACAAACCUUGGCAUAAUUAAUAAAAAGUGCAUGGGGAACCAGAGACCAGCAGUAAGAACAGCGUGCUCUGAUUCACCACCCCCCCCAAGAUGGGCUGCCAAGGAAACCAUAGCCAGAGUUCAGAAAAUGUCUGCUACAUCCUCUCCUUUGGAGACACGAAUGUCGUAGGUCCUUCCCAGAUCAGGAAAGACUUCAGCGCCUUUUAUAUCAGCAUGCCACCACAUUUUCAGCCUAUUUAAGCAACAUAGUCACCACUUGGGCUUCAAAUCAUUGCCGUACUUGGUGAGGUUACCUUCAAACACUACCCCCCUUUAGAUGCCUCCUAAGAAGCGUGGACGUGAGCACCACUGUCCUUGACUUUGCUGCACACUUUCCACUGCUGACAUGGGAAGCCGAGGAGACAGAGGCUGACUUGCAUCCUCCAGGGGAGAGCAGCCUACAUUUGGAAGUCUACCCUUACAGAAUUCUAGAAUUCUCACACACGAGCUUCAGGUAAGGUGCAGCUCAGACAGCUUCUGAAGUGUUUUUCCCUUUCUUCUAACACUGCAUUUUA